CGUAAAGGCGACAUAUCGGCUUUUAUUGACUGGAAGAAGGAACCAGCAGUGAGUGACCACCAUACUACAUCCUGGAGACUGAGAGGCCAGACUCCGGCCUCAAUCGCCUUUAUACCGGGGUCUGUGGGAGGAGCCACAGGAGCAGUCAGCAGGGGGCGUGUCCAGACAGGCACAUAGUUCACCACAAAACCUUCCUCUCCUUCUCUGCAAAACUUCUUCUAGUUGCAGAACUUGUGAGAGUCAUUUAUCAAUACUCUGGAUUGAACUCAACGCACCCCUUUUUGGGCUACUGAAAGUUUAAACCAGCAACCGACUCACUGGUACUUUCAUUGACCGAUUCCAUCUUGACUUUAAUUGUGUCUUUCUGUGUGUCCUUGUAUAUUCAAAACAAGCUGCAGAGAAACCAUAACACUCUAUUCUCCAUCAAAUAACUCCACCUCUCUCACUCUAGAGCAGUUCAAACAGUAUCUAAAAUUCAGUCAUUCUCCCGGCAUUUUAAAGUGACAGUCCACAGAAAAAAUGAAUCCUAGGAGUAUAUAACAAGUCUCAACAAUAUCUUCUGAAUUAGGCCCAGAAACUCCAGCUAUUACUGCUCAUCCAUCAUCCCUGUUAGUGUGUCCUUUCAAUUAACUUUGGUCAGCUCCUCUUUCAUGCACCGGCAGUUUCCUUUAUUCAGAGGUAAUAUGUUUACAUCAGAUUUAGUUAAAGUUCAAGUGUAUUGUCAUUUCAAUUGUACACAUGUAUACUGCCAAAUGGAAUGACGUUCCUCUAGACCAAGGUGCAUAACACAGUAUGCAUGACUCACACCCAACACAGAAUAUUACCACAAAUAAAUUAACAAAUAAUAGGCGUUCAUUUACAUCACAAGUUAAACAGUAUAAUGUUACUGAUACUUCAUAUACGGUGUAACCUAGGUGGUGGCACUCACUCCUAGCUUCUCCUUCUCGAACUGCAGAACAAGUUCUAUCAUACUAUGAUCACUGCGUCCUAAGGGUUCUUUUGCCUUAAGCUCUCUAAUCAAAUUUGGCUCAUUACACAACAUCUAAUCUAGAACUGCCUUUUUCCUAGUGGGCUCGGCAACAAUACUCUAAAAAUCCUUGUCGUAGGCAUUCUGCAAAUUCCUUUUCUUGGGAUCUAACAUCAACCUGGUUUUCUCAAUUUGCCUUAAUACUGAAAUUCCCCAAGACCACUGUAACAUUAUCCCUUUCAAUCUCCCAUUGUAAUUCCUACCAUACAUCCUGGCUACCAGUUGAAGGUCUGGAUAUAACUCCUGUCAGGGUCUUUUUACCUUCACAGUUUCUCAGCUCCAUCAAUAAGGACUCUACAUUUCUGAUUCUAUGUCACUUCUUUCUUUGAUUUGAUUUUUCUUCAGAGCUACCCCACUCCCCUGCCCAACUAACUGCCUGUCUUUUCAAUAUAUGUUAUAAUUCGAUGCUUAACUAUUAGCUAUGAUCUUCUCUCAACUACAACUCAGUGAUACCCAGAUCCUAAGUGUAAAUUUCUAUUUGUACUACAAGAUUAUUUAUUUUAUUUUGUAUAAUGCAUGCAUUCAGUUAUCACACUGCCAGUCCUGUAUUCACCGUCCUUCUUUUUGAUUUUGCCUCCAUGUUCUCUGAAGUUAAAUUCUUAGCCUUUUUUUUUGUAUUAUUCUUUAUUAUGGAGACUUCAAUAAUCUUCCCUGACUUUCUCUUCACUUUUUUCAUACUUUUCCAAGCAGUUGUAUCAACCGGUCUACGAUUAAGUUUAAAGGCCCUAUCCACAGGCCCAGUUAUGUGAUUUGCCAGGACCCUAGUCCCAGCAUAAUUCAAGUGGAGCUCAUUCCAUCAGAACAGUCUGCUCCUUCUCCAAUACUGGUGCCAAUAUCAAACCCAGUUCUCUCACACCAAUCUUUGAUCACAGUCAUGGUUGAUCUAUCCCAUUUUCCUGCAUUACCAUAGUGUAAUAAAGCACAGAUAUGGUUUCUCUGGGUCAGCUCAUCCAUGCUGAAUGAGCUUCAUUUGCCUGUGUUUGGCCAUACUCCUCUAAACUGUUCCAAUUCAUCUACUUGUCCAAAUGUUAUUGCACCUGCCUAAACCAGCUUCUCUGAUGGCACCAUCCUCUGUGUGAAGAAGUUGCUGCUCAGAUUCCUUUUAAAUUGUUUCCUUCUCAUCUUAAACCUCCAGCCUCUACUUUUUGCUUCCACUUUCCUGGGAAAAAAAGACUAUAUACAUUCACCCUUUCUAUGGCCCUCAUUAUUUCAAUACACCGCUAUAAUUUCACAUUUCAGUCUUGCUGCUCAAAGGAAUACAGUCCUAGCUUGCCUACCCUCUCCCUAUGACCCAAGCCUUUCAGUCCCAGCAAUAUUUUUUGAGAUAGAUGGCACCCGCAUACAAUGCUCCCUCGGUUGUCAUCUGCUGGAUAGACCAUGAAACUGUUUAUUUCACUUCUUUUACAUCUAUCUUUUUCAUCUUAAAUCUGUUUCCGGAACUGUUAGAGCCCGUGAUUUACAGUUCGGAGAUCGAUAGUGUGGCUAAUCGAGAAAAUUCCAGGAAGCGGGCACGGGUCUCAAAGCGAAGAAACUACGAGACUGGCUGUGCUCGGAGGGUAGGUUUCUGUGAUCAAGCGGUGUCUCUCUCUUUCAAUGAUGUCUGAGGAUGUUACCAACGUUCUGCAUUAAUGGAUUUGGACUAUUAUGGUUUUUAUAUUGUGUUGUCACCCUUUCUUUCUCGUUGAUUUGGUUGGGGGGAGUGGGGUUUGGGGUUUGAUGUUCUUGUUGCAAUUUUGUUAGUUUUUUGUGUGGGGUGGGGGGAUUUGAAGGUCUAUAUAGUUGUUGCAUUUUGUGUGGGGAAGAAGGAUUUGGGGGCCAGUGUUCUUGCUGAGUUUCGUGCAGGGCAGGGGAAGGGGGUUGAGGGGUGUGUUGAUUGUGUUGCCUUUUUUUGUGUGGUGGCUGGGCUUCUCUUUGUACCGAUUGAUUCCAUGGUUUCCUGUUUCGUGGCUAUCUGGAGAAGAAUCUCAAAGUUGUAUACUGUAUACACUGAUAAUAAAUUAAGCUUUGAGUCUUUUAAAAAAAAGUUGCAAGUUUUUGCACUCUCAUUCUGAGACUGUAAUACUUGUUUCUAGACAGUAAAGGGAAACGUCCUCUUUUCAUUCAGCCUACCUGUUUGCAAAUUUCAAUCAGAUCUGUUAAAGUUAUACACUCCAGAGAUUGACAGAUCCUCGUCCAGCAGCGUCACGUCAAGAAAACCCUAGAACCAGUUUAGUUGCUAUCCACUGCACUCCCUCUGCCAUGCAAAUCCGUUUUCAGCUAAGACCACAAGAAAACCGUACACAGUAGCUCAAGUGCACUCUCGCGAACGCAAAACGACUGGGGUGAAAACUAGAUGCUCUCAUAACCCCAAGUCCCUAAAUAAAAUUUUACCGCUGCAUUUGCCUGCGGUAGGUAGCUUCCCGUAUCGUUAGUGACCUCAAGAGGGCAGAAACGUUGAAUACUGUAAAUGUAAACAAUUCGAUUUUUUUUUAAAAAAAAAGCAGAGGAUGAAGAAACAAAGGAGGCGGUGCGGAGGGUUAACAUUCAUCCUUAACUAUGAUAAACGAGUAAACCCCAGACUCAGGGUAGCAUUUAGGCCACAGGAGGUUUCACUUCUCAGCCCGCAGAUGACGGCUUUAUUACUCACAAACGCCGGUUGAGGGUGAGGCGAGGGCGCGGCGACUACCACACGGAGAGAUCUUGAGUUUACCCGAGGUUUACAAGGAACCGGAUACUUUUACUGUAGAUGACAUCCAUUUGAAAUGGCACCCUUUAAACUGAAAUUAUUUAGCUUACUGUACUUUGUACAGGGAAUGCCCUAUGGAUUACAGUCCAGCUUACUUCCAAUCUACCUGCGAACAUCUGGACUCACAUUCACGAAAAUUAGCUUGACCAAGUUGUUGUAUUUUCCAUGGUUGCUGAAGAUACUAUGGGCUCCAUUUGUGGAUCAAUAUGGAACGAAACGGAAAUGGCUGUUGUGCAGCAUGUUUGGACUAUUUCUAUGCUGCUUAGUAAUGUCUAGACUGACUCCAGCUAUGGACUUCCCAGAAAUGGCUUUCAUCUUGCUCGUGAUGAAUUUCUUUGCUUCAGUUCAAGAUAUUGCUGUAGAUUCCAUUGCAGUUCAUUUGCUUAGCAGUGAGGAUGUUGGCUAUGGCAAUACCAUCCAAGUUGUGGCUUAUAAAAUGGGCUCUCUUCUUGCAGGAGCAGGGCUUUUGACGGUGAUGGACUAUAUUAGCUGGAAUAUGAUUUUCGUAGUAUUCUGUUUUGCCUAUGUUAUAGCUAUGAUUAUUUCCUAUUUCACACCUGAACUAGAAGAUACUUCUGAAGCAAAAAACGGAUUACUUGUGCUGAAACCCUGCAAACUAUUGGGAGAGGUCCUGAAAGUGCCUGGAACAGUUUGGAGUCUAAUUUAUGUCAUCAUCUACAAAUUAGGAGAACAGGGUUCUGUGAGCAUGUUUCCAAUGUUUUUAUUGGAGCAUGGUUUCUCUUCGACUGAGCUGGGCUUCUGGAAUGGGAUAGUUGCAAUGGGAUUCUCUAUUUUUGGAUCGUGCACUGGCGGCAUACUUAUGCCUAAGUAUAAUGUGCAUUCACUUAUAAUGAUUCUAUUUGUGAUGCGCCUUGGGAAUUUGAGUUUGCAGACAUUACUAUUACUUUGGUUUUACUAUGAAUCCUUCAUAAUGAAAGGUGCAGCUGUGCUAAGUAUUAUUUUACAGCAUUUUCUCAGUGGAUUGAUAACAACGUUGACAUUUAGUAUCAUGAUGCUAUGCACUCAGAAAGCUGACAAAAGAAUACAGGCAACCCAUUACACAUUUCUGGCAAGUUUUGAAGUCUUGGGAAAACUCACUUUCAGUGCUGUAGCUGGUAUACUUGUGGACUGGAUUGGUUUUCCUUCUAGUUUUUGUAUCUUUCUGUUGCUGUCAUUUUUAGCCUUACUGCAUGUGCUUAAUCCAACUGAAAUGUUAUCCAAGCAAAGUAAACAAUAAUUUAUGUGUGGUUUACAAUACAACAGAAACUUAAGAGCUCUAUGAGUUGUCUCCCAAUGCAAGUUUAACGUGGUCUUAAGGAAAACAUAUCACUUAGAACUCAGUGGGAAAAUUUCUAAUCACCUGGCAGCAGUGAGAACAAACUGGGUGGCAGAUAAAAUAGCAGUGCAAAAUCUCCCAAUUUUUCCAUAAUCUAAACUAGAUCUCAAUUAUUUAGAGAACUGACCUACCACCUGGUUUUUACACUUACCUCAAUCAUUUAUGCAAAACAGAUUCUUAGUGACACUAAACCAAAUCUGAAGCUUCUCUUAAUCAAAGUGGUUUAGCUUCCUUUUCACCGACUCAGCUCAGCUGGUGAUACCCAGCAAAUCUAAUGCUUUUUCUGUUCUCAUCUCAAUCCUGCUCUUCCAAAAUCUCCCACCAGCAGCAGCCUCAGUGACAAAUUGUAGUCUCAUUGUUCAGAAAUGAAUUUGAAAAAUUAUUAAGCAAUCUGAACUUUCAAGAAACAUACAUUUCAAGUUGAGCCACAUGUAAAAUUGUUAUUUUGUACUAGGUGAUGUUGGACAGAAUAGGUGGAAAGCAUUUCAUUUUAACCAUAUAACAAUUACAGCACGGAAACAGGCCAUCUCGGCCCUUCUAUUCUGUGCCGAACUCUUACUCUCACCUAGUCCCACCGACCUGAACUCAGCCCAUAACCCUCCAUUCCUUUCCUGUCCAUAUACCUAUCCAUUUUUUAAAAAUGACAAUAUUGAACCUACCUCUACCACUUCUACUGGAAGCUCGUUCCACACAGCUACCACUCUCUGAGUAAAGAAGUUCCCCCUCGUGUUACCCCUAAACUUUUGCCCCUUAACUCUCAACUCAUGUCCUCUUGUUUGAAUCUCCCCUACUCUCAAUGGAAAAAGUCUAUCUACGUCCACUCUAUCUAUCCCCCUCAUAAUUUUAAAUACCUCUAUCAAGUCCCCCCUCAACCUUCUAUGCUCCAAAGAAUAAAGACCUAACUUGUUCAGCCUUUCUCUGUAACUUAGGUGCUGAGACCCAGGUAACAUUCUAGUAAAUCUCCUCUGUACUCUUUCUAUUUCCUGGCUAAAAAGCAAUAUGUUUCAGUAUUUAUUUUAUGCAAAGAAACAAAGGCUUGGUUAACCAUUUUCUGGACCCUGGAGUAGUGAGUGUGCUCAGCAGCACUCUGUGGGUUAAAGUGCCUCACUCUGGUUAAAUCAAGAAACAAAUCUGGUUGUAAAAUCUUCCUAGAAUUGAACAUCUGCUGGAGCUCAUUACUGUUAUGUGUAAAGUGUCCAGUAACACAUGAGUAACACCAAGAAACUGCUGUCCGGGAAUCAGACCAAUUGAGAAAAUAUGAACAUAUGCAGGAAGGUGUAAUAAAACAUUUUGCAUAAGUGUGACUGGAAGUUGAUAACUUCAUACUUGACCUCUUUAUCAUCUAUCUAAACUUGAAUUUUGAUUUCAAAUGAAGAUAGAUAUUUGUGAACAUAUUUUUAAAAUGUCAGUUUAAAUGUAAUGACAUCACAUGCCUUUUUCAUUUUAACCUGUUCUUUCACUAAAUGGUAUUAUUUCCAUAUAGCUGAAACUAGCCAAAUAAUUGCUGCUACACACCAUA
This is a messenger RNA of Hypanus sabinus (Atlantic stingray), 6607 nucleotides long. RefSeq names its product major facilitator superfamily domain containing 3 (gene slc33a2). The transcript is spliced from 6 exons. Gene Ontology annotation, molecular function: transmembrane transporter activity. Gene Ontology annotation, biological process: transmembrane transport. Gene Ontology annotation, cellular component: membrane. Lineage: Eukaryota; Metazoa; Chordata; Chondrichthyes; Myliobatiformes; Dasyatidae. Bases 3769 to 4989 code for a protein of 406 amino acids. The record is from RefSeq and is a predicted model, not a curated record.